CGUCGAAGUGAAGUGGUGGCAGUGCCUGGUACGAUACGCCAGCGCCAAGUGAGUGUUCUGUCUAAGUGGAGCGAACGAAGACCCCGUAAUACUGCAAUUGGCCACGACACUAAGGCUACAGUAUGCAUCCAGAACUUUUGA
Messenger RNA from Ambispora leptoticha, 141 nucleotides. NCBI's taxonomy places the organism in Eukaryota, Fungi, Glomeromycota, Glomeromycetes, Archaeosporales, Ambisporaceae. The record is from the annotation of a GenBank genome assembly.